AUGGGGUUAUGUGCAUCUAAGGAUGAUAAAAACGGGAAAGAUGAGGGUAAAGUGCGAACAAGGCCUUGGAGCGAGAAUUGGGAAGGCCAAGUUAGGUCAGAAAACGGUGAGAAGUCAAGACAGAACGGUGCAUCGCCUAUGCAAAGUAUAUCGGCCGUGACGGCUAAUGGUAGAAAAAAGUCCACAGUUUCGACGAAUAGCAAGACUAGCUCGGCAGUAGGAUCUGGAGAUGGGCAAAAUGGACAAAGUAAUGACGGUAAGGCCUUGAAGAUGUUGCUUUUGGGCUCUGGAGAAAGCGGUAAGUCCACAGUUUUGCAGCAGCUUAAGAUUUUACAUCAAAACGGGUUCUCGAAACAAGAACUGUUGGAGUACAAACCAUUUAUCUUUGAUAAUAUUAUAGAGACAGGUAAAGACAUAAUAAACGCAAGACAUGAGUUUGGUGUAGAGUUAGAGGAUCAUGCGGGUAUUACGGAAAAGGACUUUGAGCUAAUAUUAAACUACAGGGGAGCCGAUGUGAGGGAAGAGGCCAUCACACCGGAUUUGAAGUUUGUACUGAGCAGGCUUUGGGAAUUACCUUCAACGCAGAAAAUGCUUAAAGGUGAACACCAGUCAUCUAUUUAUCUUAUGGACAAUGCUUCAUAUUUCUUUUCGGAACUGGAUAGAAUUGCACAACCUGGCUAUGUGCCAACUGUAACCGAUAUUCUUCGGACGAGAAAAAAGACAUCAGGUGUAUAUGAUACUAAUAUCGAUAUGGGAAGUGGAUUGCGUCUGCAUAUAUAUGAUGUGGGAGGACAGAGGAGCGAACGAAAGAAAUGGAUCCACUGCUUCGAUAACGUGACCGUGAUCAUUUUCUGUGUCUCCCUGUCGGAGUACGAUCAGACGCUGGCAGAGGACAAAAGUCAGAACCGCUUGGAAGAGUCACUUAUCCUUUUCGAUUCUGUGGUCAACAGUAGGUGGUUUACACGGACAUCCGUGGUGCUCUUCUUAAAUAAAAUAGAUUGCUUUGCCGAAAAGCUACAAAGUGUGCCACUUGAAAGGCAUUUCCCCGACUAUACUGGCGGGAGUGAUAUCAAUAAAGCUGCAAAAUAUAUUUUAUGGCGGUUUGUGCAACUAAACAGAGCAAAUCUUAACAUUUAUCCGCAUGUGACACAGGCCACAGACACUUCAAAUAUCAAGCUAGUUUUCCUUGCGAUAAAAGAAACAAUACUUGAAAACAGUUUGAAGGAUUCUGGUGUUUUGUAA
This is a messenger RNA of Eremothecium sinecaudum, 1242 nucleotides long. RefSeq names its product guanine nucleotide-binding protein subunit alpha (gene GPA2). The record is from RefSeq and is a predicted model, not a curated record. Gene Ontology annotation, biological process: adenylate cyclase-activating G protein-coupled receptor signaling pathway. The coding region runs from base 1 to 1242 and encodes 413 amino acids. Gene Ontology annotation, molecular function: GTPase activity; G protein-coupled receptor binding; G-protein beta/gamma-subunit complex binding. The transcript has a single exon. Lineage: Eukaryota; Fungi; Ascomycota; Saccharomycetes; Saccharomycetales; Saccharomycetaceae. Gene Ontology annotation, cellular component: heterotrimeric G-protein complex.